AUGGCCAUAAAAGCCUUCUACCUCUUCCCACUUCAUUUGGUGUUGCUGAUACAUUCGGUGGCAGAAGUAGCCACCACAUUUGGUGUCAGAAUAACAGACGUCGUCUGUCCAGUACGACGUUCGAGCCCACCGUCCGCAUUACAUUCACAAGAUGUGCCGAUCGCCCUCGCCGAUUACGAGCCAGAAGUUGACGUCACCGCCUAUAUUACCGGCUGGGGUGUGUUGACGUCUUCAGUGGCCUUGGACUACGCUGACGAGCUGCAAGCUCACACCGCAGUCAUCAUGGAGCGGAAUGCGUGCAACGCCACCUACGAGUGUGAAAUCUAUGGUGAAGGAUGCGUGACGGAGAACAUGAUCUGCACGACGGAGAAGCCGUGGUGCACGGGUGACGGCGGCGGCCCCCUGGUCAUAAACAACAUUCAGUACGGCAUCGCCUCCUGGGGGUACACCUGCGGCCCUGGAUACCCGGGCGUGUACGCCAACGUGGCUGCUCUGCGCGCGUGGGUUAAUCAAACAACUGGCGUUUAGCUGUCUACGCCUACGACUUGUACUCAAUA
This is a messenger RNA of Schistocerca serialis cubense, 557 nucleotides long. RefSeq names its product trypsin alpha-3-like. NCBI's taxonomy places the organism in Eukaryota, Metazoa, Arthropoda, Insecta, Orthoptera, Acrididae. The transcript has 3 exons. Gene Ontology annotation, biological process: proteolysis. Bases 1 to 528 code for a protein of 175 amino acids. Gene Ontology annotation, molecular function: serine-type endopeptidase activity. The record is from RefSeq and is a predicted model, not a curated record.